UCUCCUCCUCCUCCUCCUCUCUCGUGCUCUCUCCAUGAGCAUAAGCUUCGCUCCGUCCCCAUCUACCACCUCCCCGAUCGACCUAGUCUCGCCAUGGAAGCUCUCGCCGCGUGCUCGCUCCGCGGCGGCGGUGGCGCCUUCCUCCUCCGCCUCCCUUCUCCCGGGAGAAAGCGCCACCACCGCCUGCCGCGGCGGUUCCCGGCGGUGCGCGCGUCCCGGGAGGAGCCGGAGCUCGACGAGUGGGACCAUAUGGAGAUCAAGUUCGGGAGGCUUCUCGGCGAGGACCCCAAGCUAACCCUAGAGAAGAUAAUGGCGAGAAAAUCAAACCCAGAUGUUUCAUACCUUGAUGUCGAGAAAGCUCUUGAAAAAAAGAAAAACAAAUUAGAGGAUGUCAUUGUUGACUUUUCAUCAGAGGCUAAAAGACCUUCUGCUUCACCAAAGAGUACAUAUUCCUCGACUCAGAAAGAGGGCCAGAAGAUGCCAAUUGGGAGAAACCUAAAUUUGUCUCGCCCAACCAUGGGUAAAGCCAUGCAAGCUACUAGUCCUGACAAAAAUCAAAUGUUCCUUCAGAUGAAGCCAAAUCAAGUGCAAGGAAGUACCUCUAACAAGGGCGGUAGUUCUGAAAUCACUUUGCGAAAGCCCUCUAUUUAUCAAGGCGAUGAUGAUGAAGGGCAAUCCACGCUUAAAUUCAAGCCGAAUCUAUUCUUGAAAAUGAGGAAAGGUUCUAGUGAAAACUUAAGCAAUAUGACACUCCUUAAGAAGCCGGAGGUGAUGAAAGUAUCUUCAAAUUCAGAUCAGGAGAAUGUACCUUCUGAUGGCUUUAUAAAGGCAAGCUCUACUGAGACAGAGGGUCAAAAUGAAAUCACUAAUGCAUUGAAUCCAAAUGAGACAUCAGGCGAUAAGAUUAACAUGGAUAAUGAGAUAAAAAGUUCAGACGGAUUUCCACGUGAAGAUUUGGACAAAUCUGCAAUUUACAGCGUGGCAGAUGUGGAAAAUGAUGGAUGUGAAGAAACUGUAGAAGUCAACAGUGGUUGUAUUUCUGAAUCACUUGAAUUAGGAUUGCAGCCAACUGAACAAAGUCGUAUUGAUGAUUUGGGUGUUUCCACAACUCAUUCGGAUGAGAGGUCAAAAAUUUCUUCUAGCACUACAUCCAGCCAAACUGCACUUCUAGGAAAGCCACAGAGGGUGGAUUCAUCUGUCAGAAGAAUACCACAGCCAACCAGUUUGGAGAAAGAUGGUUUGAAUGAUGAUCAGCGCAGUUACGUAGCUGAUGCUGGGCUGGUCAUCUCAUCAGAAGAAAAGGAAAUUGAUGAGAGCGAUUGGAAAAGUGUAGAGCAUCUUUGUAGUUCUGGUCAAAAAGUUGAAGUCGAACUGAUCAGUUGCAGUGGCAGAGGUUUUGUUGUAUCUUUUCGCUCACUGAUUGGUUUCUUGCCUUACCGAAAUCUUGGUGCCAAAUGGAAGUUUUUGGCUUUUGAAUCAUGGUUGAGAAAAAAAGGCAUAGAUCCCUCCUUAUACAGGCAGAAUCUGGGGGUUGUGGGAAAUUUUGAUGUUAAUAUUAGGAAUCCUGAAUUGGAAUUAAGUGAAACUCAAGAAGGCGGCCCAGAUAGUGUAGGAAACUUGGAAACAAAUAUGAAAUUUGAAGAUCUUCUUAAGGUUUACGACCAAGAGAAGACCAAAUUUUUGUCAUCAUUUAUCGGCCAGAGAAUUAGAGUUUCCAUUGUAAUGGCUGACAGAAAUUCUAGAAGGAUAAUGUUCUCUGGAAGGCCAAAAGAAAAGGAAGAGUUGGUAGAGAAAAAGAGAAGCCUUAUGGCUAGACUUAGUGUUGGAGAUGUUGUUCAAUGUUGUAUCAAGAAGUUCACAUACUUUGGCAUAUUUGUUGAGGUUGAAGGAGUACCUGCGUUGAUUCACCAGUCGGAGGUGUCAUGGGAUGCAACUUUAGAUCCAUCAUCAUCCUUUAAAGUUGGUCAGAUUGUGGAAGCCAAAGUUCAUCAACUGGAUUAUACUCUUGAGCGGAUCACCUUAUCCCUAAAAGAUAUAAUGCCAAACCCGUUAUCAGAAGUACUAGAAUCUGUUAUUGGUGAACGUACAUCUUUGGAUGGAACUAUGGAAGUAGCGCAAGCAGAUGCUGAGUGGCCUGAUGUAGAGUUACUUAUGCAAGAACUACAGAAGAUCAAGGGAGUUGAUAGUGUUUCUAAAGGGCGCUUUUUUUUGAGCCCAGGUUUAGCUCCAACCUUUCAGGUCUAUAUGGCCCCUAUGUUUGACAACAAGUACAAAUUGCUCGCACGCUAUGAAAACCAAGUCCAAGAGCCACUUUGGGCGAGCGAAGUGCUGUUCGAAUUUCCGAGAUUGCCGGAGAGGGCAAACAAUCUUGAAUAUCUGAACUUGUUAUUAUUAGAUUUGUGGAUUGAGGAAACCAAUACAAAUUGCGAUUGCAGAUUAUGGUGCAAGCAUCCUUGGAUAGAGAACAGAUAAAGGCCGCCAUUUUGGAAUGCACGAAAAGAGUGGGCUGAUCUUAUCUUUUUACUCCAUUACCAUUUCGAUUACUGUAUAAUCUACUAUGGGUUUGUUGUUUAUGACCAGAAAAAUGAGUUGCAGAGAAUACUCUCUGGAUUCUCUGUAUGUGUGUUCAGCUUGAUCUUCUUUUUAUGAUUCACAUGAACAGCAAGGUUAUUCAUUCGUGCUUGUA
Ananas comosus (pineapple) is the source of this 2686-nucleotide messenger RNA. RefSeq lists its product as uncharacterized. Lineage: Eukaryota; Viridiplantae; Streptophyta; Magnoliopsida; Poales; Bromeliaceae. The transcript is spliced from 14 exons. The record is from RefSeq and is a predicted model, not a curated record. Gene Ontology annotation, molecular function: nucleic acid binding. Bases 94 to 2472 code for a protein of 792 amino acids.